AUGGGAAGCAGCCACGUGGUGAAAGGAUCCGGCCGCCGGGUACUCUGCUCACUCGCGAGUACCCUUGCGGCCGGAGGAAAGAAACACAAGGGACCGCUGGAGAUGAGCUCCGCGGUCCCAGAUCUCGGGGAGCCGGAGGAGGCAGACAAUGACAGCCUCCUGGAGCUCCAGAACAGCACAUGA
Molecule: messenger RNA, 183 nt
Organism: Pelobates cultripes (western spadefoot toad)
Lineage: Eukaryota; Metazoa; Chordata; Amphibia; Anura; Pelobatidae
Source: the annotation of a GenBank genome assembly